CUUGAACAAAGUUUAGUAGUGAAGGAAUAACAUCGAACGCUGUAAUAAAAUUAGUAUAAGCCGCCAUACCAUCUUGUUUAUUUCUUGUGCAAACCAAUCAUCAUCCUGGUUUGAAGGGUUGAAUGGUUACGUAGUCAACUUUAAUAGUGCGAAAAUGAUUUCCUUGGAUCCUGGACCAGGAAUGGCAGCUCUCCAGGCGUGGGGUGGUCAAGUGGCUGCCUACGGAGCCGCUAACCAAACCGUUGUCGAUAAAGUACCACCUGAUAUGCUACACAUGGUCGAUCCUCAUUGGUACCAAUUUCCACCUAUGAACCCACUAUGGCACGCCCUAUUAGGCUUCACAAUCGGAGUUCUUGGCUUCAUAUCAAUUUCGGGUAACGGAAUGGUCAUUUACAUUUUCAUGUCAACAAAGAGCCUUAAAACACCAUCAAACCUUCUCGUAGUGAAUUUGGCAUUCUCAGACUUCCUCAUGAUGUGUGCUAUGUCUCCAGCGAUGGUCGUUAACUGUUACAAUGAAACUUGGGUUUUCGGACCUUUUGCAUGCGAGCUAUAUGCUUGUGCCGGUUCAUUAUUUGGGUGUGCCUCGAUUUGGACGAUGACAAUGAUUGCUUUCGACCGCUAUAAUGUUAUUGUGAAGGGCAUUGCGGCAAAACCAAUGACGAACAACGGCGCUCUUCUACGCAUUCUUGGAAUUUGGGCAUUUUCGCUAGCUUGGACUCUUGCACCCUUCUUUGGCUGGAAUAGAUAUGUGCCUGAAGGAAACAUGACUGCAUGCGGUACUGACUACCUGUCUAAAGAUUGGUUUAGCCGCAGUUACAUUCUUAUUUACUCCGUUUUUGUUUACUUCGCCCCACUUCUUCUCAUCAUAUAUUCGUACUUCUUCAUUGUGCAGGCCGUAGCUGCCCACGAAAAAGCAAUGAGGGAACAAGCGAAAAAAAUGAACGUCGCCUCUCUCAGAUCAUCUGAAGCAGCCAACACCAGCGCUGAAUGCAAACUCGCCAAGGUGGCAUUGAUGACAAUUUCCUUGUGGUUCAUGGCUUGGACACCUUAUUUGGUUAUAAACUACACAGGGGUGUUUGAAAGCGCCCCGAUCAGUCCUCUGGCCACCAUUUGGGGAUCGCUCUUUGCCAAAGCUAACGCUGUGUAUAAUCCGAUUGUUUAUGGCAUCAGUCAUCCCAAAUACCAAGCAGCGUUGUAUGCAAGGUUCCCUUCAUUACAAUGCCAAUCAGCACCUCCGGACGAUGGCGGCUCCGUGGCUUCGGGUGCCACAGCUGUCUCGGAGGAGAAGCCGGCCGCGUGAAAAUUUUACAAUCCACUCAAUCACACAGACACAGACGACGCGAUUCUCUUAUACGGACAUAUGGAUAUGCUAGAGCGAUGUUCUUUAUUUUUAUAUGAAAUGUUUUACGUUUGUAAAAAGAUGUAAGCUCAGACACAGAGCGUGAACUUGUUACAAAAUAUUCAGUAAAGUUUCUGAAAACAUUCUGCGUAUUUUGAGUCCACGCUUUGUUUUUGAGUUGAAUAGUGCACACUUUUCUUAUAUCUUAUAACUGCCUCAACUUUACGGUGGCGGUAUUAAAAAUAGAAAAAAAAGGUAAUGAUUAAAAUAUAUGCCGUUAAACCGAAACCCUUCCCAAGAGUCUGUUCCUCGUAGAGUUAAGUUCUACGCUGUAUACUACGAAAUGGCUAUGUAACCUGGAUCAAAAUGACCGUUAAAUAAAAAAUAACAUGGAUGUUGACCACAUAA
Messenger RNA from Bombyx mori (domestic silkworm), 1747 nucleotides. RefSeq names its product opsin 1. Bases 155 to 1300 code for a protein of 381 amino acids. The record is from RefSeq and is a predicted model, not a curated record. Lineage: Eukaryota; Metazoa; Arthropoda; Insecta; Lepidoptera; Bombycidae. Gene Ontology annotation, molecular function: G protein-coupled photoreceptor activity. Gene Ontology annotation, cellular component: plasma membrane. The transcript has 9 exons. Gene Ontology annotation, biological process: visual perception; cellular response to light stimulus; G protein-coupled receptor signaling pathway.